CAUGAAUGGAGAUUUUGUUAAUUUCAUUUCCUACGUCAAGAAUCAAUAUUAUCCUGUUCUCAGUUAUUUGAGUUAUUAAUAUAACUGAAUAUAAUAAUAAGAUGAGUUACUUUUGUUAAUGAUGUGUUUUCUCUGUUAUUAGUUUACUGAAUCAAUUAUGUCUGGUUGGGCAAAUGGGUAUAGUUUUUCAAUCUCUCAAUGGGGGUGUUGACUCGAAUUUUUGCCCACUGCCCAUGCAAGUUGGUGCAAGGCUAUCUAAACUGCGGUUAUAAUUUGAUGGACCAACCGCAUCGUGCUUAAAUUUGUGGAAAGUCCUCGAAGUAAAGGAAUUUUGAGAAUAAUUUUUGGAUUUUGGGUCAAGUCUGUGGUAGUCCUUUGCUGGUUGUACCCGAAGCUUUUUAGUGAUAGUUUGGAUUUAUCAUCUUGUAGGUGUGAGCUAUGGCCCUGAUAUCCCGGGCUGGUCCUUCAUAUUGCAUUCAAUCCGAGAGUGGAAGGUGUAAAGCUGCUCACAACGUAGUUCAUAGUUUUGUGAACAAUGUAGAGGGGUGCAAGUCCAAAGAAUUGUUCGUCGGCUUGAGUUUCUCUUCGUCAAAACUUGCAAAGCCACAGAGAAAGUUGCAUAUUCAUGGCACUGGAGAUAAUAGAAGGGGACACCGAGUAAUUGUCGCCGCAAGUCCUCCUACAGAGGAUGCUGUUGUUGCUACUGAGCCCCUGACAAAGGCUGAUCUUGUAGAUUACCUGGCUUCAGGUUGCAAACCUAAGGAGAAAUGGAGAAUUGGUACAGAACAUGAAAAAUUUGGUUUUGAGUUUGGAAAUCUGCGUCCAAUGAAGUAUGAACAAAUAGCAGAAUUACUCAACAGUAUUUCUGAGAGAUUUGAUUGGGAUAAAAUCAUGGAAGGCGACAACAUCAUUGGUUUGAAACAGGGAAAGCAAAGCAUAUCAUUGGAACCUGGAGGCCAGUUUGAGUUAAGUGGUGCACCUCUUGAAACAUUACAUCAAACAUGUGCAGAAGUCAAUUCACAUCUUUACCAGGUCAAAGCUGUUGCAGAGGAGAUGGGAAUUGGUUUCUUAGGUAUUGGUUUCCAACCCAAAUGGGGAUUAAAGGACAUACCUAUAAUGCCAAAGGGAAGAUACGAGAUUAUGAGAAAUUACAUGCCUAAAGUCGGCACACUUGGGCUUGACAUGAUGUUCCGGACCUGUACUGUACAGGUGAAUCUGGACUUCAGUUCGGAAGCGGAUAUGAUAAGAAAAUUCCGAGCUGGUCUAGCUCUGCAGCCUAUUGCCACAGCUUUGUUUGCAAAUUCACCUUUCACUGAAGGAAAACCAAAUGGUUAUCUUAGCAUGAGAAGCCAAAUUUGGACAGACACGGACAACAAUCGUGCGGGCAUGCUUCCAUUUGUUUUUGAUGAAUCUUUUGGGUUUGAGCAAUACGUUGAGUAUGCCCUUGAUGUUCCCAUGUAUUUUGUUUAUCGGAAAAAGAAGUAUGUUGAUUGCGCUGGAUUGUCGUUUCGGGAUUUUCUGGCAGGAAAACUCCCUUCUCUUCCGGGUGAAUAUCCUACAUUGAAUGACUGGGAGAAUCAUCUUACCACAAUAUUUCCUGAGGUGAGGCUUAAGAGAUAUCUGGAGAUGAGGGGAGCUGAUGGAGGGCCUUGGAGAAGGUUAUGUGCACUGCCUGCUUUUUGGGUGGGAAUUCUUUAUGACGAAACUUCCCUGCAACGUGUCCUGGACAUCACCUCUGAUUGGACAACAGGAGAAAGACAAAUGUUGAGAAAUAAGGUACCAAAAACUGGUUUGAAGACACCAUUUCGGGACGGGUUGCUAAAGCAUGUGGCACAAGAGGUUGUUCAGUUGGCUAAGGAUGGCUUAGAGAGGAGAGGCUUUAAGGAAACAGGAUUUUUGAAUGAAGUUGCUGAAGUUGUGAAAACAGGUAUAACGCCUGCAGAGAAGCUCCUAGAUUUGUACCAUGGAAAGUGGGGGCAAAAUAUAUAA
This is a messenger RNA of Oldenlandia corymbosa var. corymbosa, 1989 nucleotides long. The record is from the annotation of a GenBank genome assembly. Lineage: Eukaryota; Viridiplantae; Streptophyta; Magnoliopsida; Gentianales; Rubiaceae.